Messenger RNA from Poecilia reticulata (guppy), 759 nucleotides. RefSeq names its product trace amine-associated receptor 1-like. The record is from RefSeq and is a predicted model, not a curated record. Gene Ontology annotation, biological process: G protein-coupled receptor signaling pathway. Gene Ontology annotation, molecular function: trace-amine receptor activity. Lineage: Eukaryota; Metazoa; Chordata; Actinopteri; Cyprinodontiformes; Poeciliidae. Gene Ontology annotation, cellular component: membrane.
AUGAUUGAAGAUCAGCCUUUCUGUAAUGAGUCAGCAGAGCUGUAUGGACAGACUGUGACCUCUCAUGCUUUAAAUGCUGUUGCUGUUUCUUUGUCACUUCUGAUAAUAUGUGGAAAUCUUCUUGUAAUCAUCUCUGUCAUUUACUUCAAGCAGCUCCACACUCCAACAAACUACCUGAUCCUCUCUCUGGCUGUGACUGACCUGCUUCUUGGCAGUUUAGUUUUACCUUUCAGCACAAUAUUGUCUCUGAGUUCAUGUUGGAAUUCAAGUUAUUUACUGUGUAAAAUAAGAGAUAUGUUUGAUAUAUUACUAUGUACAUCGUCUAUUUUAAACUUGUGCUGUAUAUCCAUUGACAGAUAUUAUGCAGUGUGUCAUCCUCUAACAUAUAGGAGUAAAAUGAAUGCUUGCAUUACUGUGACUAUGAUCCUGAUGAGCUGGACGCUUGCAGCUUUAGUUUUGGUUGUUCUUGUGUGUAAAGGAGAGGAGCYAGAGUUCAUUGCAGCCAUUGAAGGAUUUAAGUGGUUAGGAUGGUCCAAUUCUAUGUUAAAUCCUCUGGUUUAUGCUUUUUUCUACAGGUGGUUCAGACGAGCUUUUACUAUGAUCAUUUCUGGUCAAAUAUUYMAAGGAGAUUUUUCCAAURCAAAAUUGUUGUGAUAUAUAAAUAAUUGUGUUAUGGUUAUUAGUUUGUUUCUGGUUUUUCUGUCUCAAUAUUUAGUGUACCAUGCAUGACAAGCCUAUGAAGUAAAACCAAUGGCAAUG